GUUAAAGUGUCUCUCUUAUAGGUCUCUGUUAAACUAAACCAAAAUGAGUGCACAGCUCUCAGUACAAGAAAUUAGGAUUGUCCUUAUUGGCAAAACAGGCGUUGGGAAAAGUGCCACCGGUAACACCAUCCUUGGAAAAGAUCAUUUUCACAAAGCAGCAAGCUCUAAGUCUGUGACUAAGCAAUGCAGUCUGGGUACCACUGUUAUUGAUGGCAAAACAAUCAAGGUUGUGGACACUCCUGGCUGGUGUGACACAGAGCUCUCUGAGGCCGAGCUCACGCAGGCCACAGUGAAAUGCAUCGACACGUCAUUCCCUGGUCCGCAUGUCUUUCUUCUCAUCUUGGCAAUUGGCAAUCGCUUCACAUCCGAAGAGAAGCAAACAGUCCAGCAGAUACAGGAGAUCUUUGGGGAAGGAGCUACAAGAUACACAAUGAUUUUGUUCACAAAGGGGGAUGACCUGGAGGACACAACUUUUGAGGACUAUCUGAGGGGGGCUACAGCAGAUCUCAAAGCCUUAAUUGACAAAUGUGAUGACAGAUGCCAUGUUUUCAACAACAAAGACAGAAACCGUUCACAAGUGACCGAACUCCUGCAAAAGAUCCAAAAGAUGGUACGACGCAAUGGUGGUGGAUGCUACACAAACUCAACAUACCAGCUACUGGAGCAAUAUAAGGAAAGAGAGGCUGAGCUACAACGGAAAGCUGAAGCUGCUAGGAGGGAGAUGAAAGCCAGAGAUGCUGAACUUCAAAGAUUGAUCAGAUAUGUGGAACAGGAACAGCAGCGUCAAAGUUUGAGAGAAAAACAGCUGCAAGAACAACUUAUGGAAAACAGCCACAUUAUGAGUACUACGCUAGAACGCAUUCAAAUUGAAAAAAACAAGAGGAAACAAGAAGAAGAAAGGACACAGAAAGCAUUACGUGCCCAGGCUGCAGAACAUCAAAGGCUGAUGAAGCUAGAGAGGCAAAAACAGAGAGAAGAGCAGUUAAAACAUCAGCGUUACAUGGAUAACAAGGAGUUAAAGAGAAAAAAUGAAGAGUUCCAGCAUAAACAGAGAAUGGAGAUGGAGAGGCAGAGGUUUGAACAAGAGAAGCUAGAAAUAUCAAAAAGAUAUGAAGAAACAAUGUUUCAGCUGGAACAACAGAAACAGAAGAAAGAGCUGAAAGACCAAAGGAAGGCCUGUCAUGGGAUUUGA
Messenger RNA from Labeo rohita (rohu), 1192 nucleotides. Its product is annotated as GTPase IMAP family member 4-like. NCBI's taxonomy places the organism in Eukaryota, Metazoa, Chordata, Actinopteri, Cypriniformes, Cyprinidae. The record is from RefSeq and is a predicted model, not a curated record. The transcript has 3 exons. Gene Ontology annotation, molecular function: GTP binding. The coding region runs from base 44 to 1192 and encodes 382 amino acids.